CGAUAUCAUUAUGUUUACGUCUUUCGUAUCAAGCACUUGAUAAUCACAAUGAGUCCAACAGAAAGUACACGUGGAGUUCUUUAUAAAAAUUAUACAUUUCCGAUACCAUCACAUAUGAAUUAUGGGAAGUUGGCGAUAGACAAAUUUUUAUUAACUAAAGAUAAAGUUGCUCUGAUCAACGGGAUGACGGGGGAGCGAGUAACGUUCGGUGAGAUGGUGCAGUUAAUAGUGAAUGCAGCGUCGUCGCUAAUGCGCUUGGGUGUGAAACGUGAUGAAGUGGUCGCCGUGUGCAGUGAGAACAGAACGGAAUUCUUGAUUACUGCAAUCGCUGCGUGGUGUAGUGGUGCUACAGUGACUUUUCUUAGCGCCUCCUAUGGCAAAGAUGAAUUGGUCCACACAAUGAGUAUCUCAAAGCCAAAGUAUGUAUUCUUAUCUCCCGAGACUUAUAAAGCAUUUUAUGGGACCAUGGUUGGUACCAAAAUGGUGGACAAAUUCUUUAUAUUCGGAGACUCGGUUACUGAUACUAACCUGAUAAAGUUCAACGACCUUAUUAAGACAUAUGUUAAUGUAAAUAGUUUUGAACCAAACUGCGACCCAAUUAAUGGGUUGGCACAAACAGCUUUAAUACUGUACUCAUCUGGAACCACGGGACUGCCCAAGGGAGCCAAGCUGACACAUCUUAAUUUAAUUACUUCUGGUAAUCAACCCAGGUACGUCAAGAAAGAUCUCAUUUGUCUGUCGAUCGCACCGUGGUCCAACACAUUCGGAAUCAUCUGUACAAUGGACGAAUUGCUUUAUAACCAAACCCUUUUAUAUUUGGCGAAGUUCAAAGAGGAACAGUACCUUUCUUGCAUACAAAAAUAUAGGGCUGGCUUCUUAUUAGUAGUUCCUCCUCUACUAGUAAUGUUAACGAAAUCAGAAUUGGUGAAGAAAUAUGAUGUGAGCUCAGUUGAAUUCUUUUACUGCGGUGGAGCGCCAUUGGAUAUUACUAUCAUGACUGAAGUUAAGAAAAGAUUUAAAAACCUCACCCAUAUAUUACAAGGUUACGGUAUGACAGAAACUUCAGGUGGCUUAACCGAGGAGACAGACAUUGAGAACAAACUCGGAAGUCUGGGCAAAGUUAUUGCCGGCAAUAUCGUUAAGAUAGCAGACGUUGAGACAGGAAAAACCUUAGGACCUAAUCAAGAAGGCGAAGUUUGUGUAAAAGGCCCUACCUUAUUUGCUGGUUACAUUGGGAAGAAUAUAAAAGACGAACAAGAUGAAGAGGGUUAUUUCAAAACUGGUGAUAUUUGCUAUUACGAUGAAGAUGGCUAUUUUUACUUUGUGGAUAGAAUUAAAGAACUGAUUAAGUAUAAAGCUGGGCAAGUAGCCCCGUCGGAGAUUGAAGCGAUCCUGUUACAGCACCCAGGUGUAAAAGAUGUUGGGGUGACUGGCAAACCAGAUCAGCUUGCUGGUGAACUUCCAACAGCAUUCGUAGUCAAAUCUUCAGGGUCCACAGUCACGGAUAAAGAACUCAUUGAUUACGUAGCUGGGAAGGUAUCAUCUUGGAAGCAAUUGAAAGGGGGCGUUUAUUUCGUUGACGAGAUCCCGAAAACACCGAGCGGAAAAAUAUUGAGAAGAGUAUUACGUGAUUAUUUUAAGAAACCUGCUAGCAAACUAUAGACUUAUUUUAGAUUUAAGUAAACCUGCGUCUACACUGGCGCGAAAGGAGAGCUGAGCAAUAAAGAAAUUUAAAAUUCGUACAACUUAUGAGGUUCGUGAGUCCUAUACGGUAUAAUUUACCCAUGCUGGUUUGAGUUGUGUGAACGUAGCCUUAUUCCUUUCAUGAUUAUGAAGAAAUAAUAGACAUCAAGCUACUGUGUACCCUAGUCUCAGGUCAAUUGAAAAGGAAAACGACACAAGUUGCCGACAGCCGUAGGCGUAAGUAAAUAAAAUUAAGUGUAUCACAAUCCUAUAAGUUGCUCCUUAUCUCAGAUAUAAAGUAUCGCAUGUUAUUACUGUAUAUUAUUGGUGUUGUUAUAUAAACGUUAGUAUUGAAUUACAAUAUUAUUAAGUAUUUCCUUUGUGAUAAAUUUAUUAUUCUAUGUAUGUUCUAAACUUAAUAAAAUUGUACAGUCAAA
This is a messenger RNA of Helicoverpa armigera (cotton bollworm), 2120 nucleotides long. RefSeq lists its product as uncharacterized. NCBI's taxonomy places the organism in Eukaryota, Metazoa, Arthropoda, Insecta, Lepidoptera, Noctuidae. Gene Ontology annotation, molecular function: long-chain fatty acid-CoA ligase activity. The record is from RefSeq and is a predicted model, not a curated record. The transcript has 10 exons. Bases 49 to 1662 code for a protein of 537 amino acids. Gene Ontology annotation, biological process: fatty-acyl-CoA biosynthetic process; long-chain fatty acid metabolic process.